AUGACAGAACUGCGAAAGUUGUAUCUGUCGUACAAUCUUCUUGAAACAAUAAACGAACGCAUGCUGUUUGGCCUGUCUGCCUUAAAUGAGCUGCACUUGGACAACAACAUGAUAAGGGAAAUCGCUCCUAACUCUUUCCAUAACAUGAGCAACCUAGAGAAAUUAAAUCUGUCAGGCAACAUGUUAACUUCAAUAGAAAAGAGUUUGUUCAAGACUGAACUUCGCAUAACACAUUUGAUAAUUGAUAAUGCACAGGUGAGCGAAAUUGAAGAUGGAGCCUUCGAUGCUUUGACUUACCUUGACACACUGAGCUUGAGGGGUAACGAUCUCUAUGAACUUAAUGGAGGAUACCUCAAACUUAGCCAACUUAGAAAUCUUGACCUCAGCAAUAACAACUUCCAGGCUGUCGGUUCAUCGGCCCUGAUUGACCUUCCUUUCCUUGAAACCCUUGACCUGAGUGAAUGCUCCAUCGAGGCAGUGCCAAAGAACUUCUUCGACAACAGCAAAACCCUGAGGUCUCUGAGCCUGCGUGGGAACAAUUUAACACACCUGGAGCCUCUUGUGUUUAGGAGCCUUUUUGACCUCCUCAGACUGGACAUUUCUUAUAAUGCUCUCGACGGCCAAAGCUGCAGGUCACUGCUGCCGAUUAAGGAGCUUGAGCAGCUCUCCAUAAGCGGAAACCCCAUCAAGCAUCUCUGCCCCUCCUUAGGACUUUUGCAGAUGACGGAUCUGAAGGUCUCCACGAUGGAAAGUCUGCGGCACAUCGAAGUCCUCGACAUCUCCGACAACCACCUCACCCACCUACCCAUCGGCAGCUUGCAGGACUCGUCCCUCAGGCGCCUCAACCUGGCAGGCAACAAACUCAAGCAGAUCCCAGACACCCUCUUCGUCGACGGCGUCUCGUCCCUCGAGCUCCUCAACAUCUCCAACAACCCUCUGGACAGACUCGUCAACAAGCAGGUAGGGAAGCGCCUGGUGCUGGACUUCCUCGAAGAACUGGUCGCGACGGGGACCAAGCUGAAGGAGCUGGCGAGCCACGAGCUGCUGCACAUGCCCUCUCUCCGCUCCCUCAACCUGGCCAACGGAACCAUCAGCAACAUCGCCCCGGGGACCUUCCGGACGCUCAACCAGCUCUCUCAGCUCAACCUCGGCUACAACCUUCUGCAGACGAUGCCCCGAGAGAGGCUGCGGGGCCUUCCUUCCCUCACGCACCUGAACCUCACGAGAAACAGGCUUAAGCAGCUCGACCAGUUCCCGUCGGAUUCCAGGAGCAUGAAGGUCUUGGACGUCUCGGGGAACAUGCUCACUGAGAUCGAGGAGCACGUCUUCAGGCACACGGAGAGCCUCGAGAAGAUCUACCUCGGGGAUAACUGGAUAACGUCUAUUCACCCUCGAGCCCUGGAGCCCCUGGAUCGCGCCAGGCAUCUGGACUUGAAUCACAACAACUUGGAGGUUCUUCAGCCUUUCGUCCUGCAUCCUAUCGAGAGGACUUUGGAGACCAUUAAGCUUACGGGCAACCCUCUCGUAUGCAACUGCGACACCCUGGACUUGUGGAUAUGGCUCCAGAACCACCCGGGGCAGGUCGAAUCCCCACACCUCAUCGUCUGCGAAAUGCCCGAGACUCUGCGAGGCCAUUCGUUCCUCACUCUCUCGGCGUCCGUGUUUUGCCCUCAGCCUCUAAUCCUCAACAUGGACAUCCAGGACACGCAGAGCCAGGCGCUGCUGGUGUCCUGGCAGGCGGCCAACACCUCGGCUGUGUAUGGAUUCAGGGUGUCUUACAAAGCAAUAGGAGACGACAAGGCACCUCAGGAUGUCAUAACUUCCCCAACCCUCGGCCUAGGAUCCCGGGAAUACCUCCUAGAAGACCUGGAACCUAGUACCGAGUACCAGGUGUGCGUGCAUGGGAUGGCCAAGUCCCUGGGACUCGUCCACCCUCACACUGUGGGCCCGACGGCUGAAAGUCUGCGAGAUCACGAACGAGGGCUCCCGCUGCAUCCGCGGCCGCACCAUGUGGCCGGCGUCGGCCAUCGUGGCGGUGGAGCGCGUGGGCACGGUGCUCGGCGCGCUGAUCGCACGGCGGUGCUGGUGGGCAUCUUCGUGAUGUUCGUGCGGUACCGCGUGUGCCGCCGCCCCAGCGAGAAGGGCGCGGUGGGCCACGGCGUGAAGCCCAACGGCGCCCCGCCAGACUACUACAGCCACCACCACCACUUCCCGAAGGUGCACCGCGACGACGAGUUCGCCUGCUAG
This is a messenger RNA of Penaeus vannamei (Pacific white shrimp), 2247 nucleotides long. The record is from RefSeq and is a predicted model, not a curated record. NCBI's taxonomy places the organism in Eukaryota, Metazoa, Arthropoda, Malacostraca, Decapoda, Penaeidae.